AUGGCUUUGGCUACAAUCAAGCCCAGUUUAUUGCUGUGCUUCUUAUUGUUUAUCCUUGCCGCAAUAAUUCCCACGCUCCGGGCACAUAUCGGCGACUUUGAUGAGGUGUGGCAAAAGCGAGCUGAGGAGGCCAAGAGUAAUGCUCUCGAAGCUUAUCACCCCGAUCCCGACGAAGUUAUCAAUCAUUUCAACCAUCAUGUCCACUUGGCCACGGCGGAGGUGAGGAGCGGGAACAGCUCAACCAGGAGGAGCUUGAGGAACAAGGAAUACAAAGGUCCAUGCAUGGCGACCAACCCCAUCGAUCGAUGCUGGAGGUGCCGGUCGAAAUGGGGCAAAAAUCGCAAGAAGUUGGCGGAUUGCGUACUGGGUUUUGGCCGGAAAACCGUCGGAGGCAAGUACGGGAAAUUCUACGUUGUGACGGAUGGGUCGGACGACGACAUGGAGAACCCAAAGCCCGGCACAUUGAGACACGCCGUGAUCCAGACAGAGCCACUGUGGAUCAUAUUCGAGCAUGACAUGAUCAUCCGGCUGAAACAAGAGCUGAUUAUGACCAGUGACAAGACCCUCGACGGUCGGGGUGCUAGGGUUCACAUCGCCUACGGAGCUGGCAUCACCAUCCAAUUCAUCAAGAACGUUAUCAUUCAUAACCUACACUUUCAUGACAUCGUUGCACGUGAAGGUGGAAUGAUCAGGGAUUCUGUCAACCACCUCGGUUUCAGGACAGCCAGUGAUGGCGAUGCUAUCUCCAUCUUUGGGUCCACUAAUGUCUGGAUCGAUCACAACUCCAUGUCCAACUGCAAGGAUGGACUCGUCGACGCCAUCAUGGGAUCCACUGCCAUCACCAUCUCCAACAAUCACCUCACCCACCACAAUGAGGUGAUGCUGUUCGGAGCAAGCGACAGCUACCCUGAUGAUUCAAAAAUGCAAAUAACAGUGGCGUUCAACCACUUCGGGAGAGGACUGGUGCAGAGGAUGCCGAGAUGCAGAUGGGGAUUCUUCCAUGUAGUCAACAAUGACUACACACACUGGCUCAUGUAUGCCAUCGGUGGUAGCUCAAACCCCACCAUCAUUAGCCAGGGUAACCGCUUCAUUGCUCCUCCCACCGAAGCUGCUAAGCAGGUGACCAAUAGGAACUAUGCACCGGAAAGUGUCUGGAAGCAUUGGACAUGGAGAUCAGAGGGUGAUCUGAUGAUGAAUGGAGCCUACUUCAUACAGUCAGGGAAACCCAUCAAAAAGAAGCGAGAUAUGAUUACUGCAAAGAAGGGCACUUUUGUGAAAAGGCUUGUACGCUUUUCGGGUGCUCUCAACUGCAAAGUGGGAAAACGUUGUUAAACUUUUUCUUUUUCUUGGGGUUGGGGGUACACUUUUUCAUUUUCAUUCAUAUACUAUACCAUUAUACCAAUAUUACCGGUUAUCAACAUCAAAUAUGCAGGAAAGGGAGAUAUAAACAAGAUUAAU
This is a messenger RNA of Nelumbo nucifera (sacred lotus), 1458 nucleotides long. Its product is annotated as pectate lyase. The record is from RefSeq and is a predicted model, not a curated record. Gene Ontology annotation, molecular function: pectate lyase activity. Lineage: Eukaryota; Viridiplantae; Streptophyta; Magnoliopsida; Proteales; Nelumbonaceae.